CAGUGGCAGUAACUUUCCCUUCCCUCCUCGACUACAAGAUGGACUGGAAUGAAGACGCAAAUGUUCCCUGUGGACCACUUUGGACUAAAUAAGUGUCUCGUCGUGUGCAAGUUGCAGGAACACAGCCACAUGCAUGACAGCUGUCAUCAUGGGCAUCAAGGCCAUUCUCACAGUCAUGGGCCAAGACCGGCAGGAUUUGGAGGGAUGGUGAAUCCAUUCAUGCCGGGUUUUUACGGACAGUUCGGCAAAAAUGCAGAUCUGACUGACAUCAGGGAGCAACCAAAGAAACGGUCACACAUGGAUGAUAGCAGCAGUUGGGACAUAGUGAAGGCAUCACAGUUUGGAAUCCUGGAGCGCUGUAAGGAGCUGGUGGAAGCUGGAUAUGACGUCAGGCAGCCAGACAAAGAGAAUGUCACUCUGCUGCACUGGGCUGCUAUCAACAACCGCUUAGAGCUGGUCAAAUAUUAUAUUUCCAAAGGGGCAAUAGUAGACCAGCUGGGGGGAGACCUGAACUCUACUCCACUUCAUUGGGCCAUAAGGCAGGGCCACCUCCCCAUGGUAAUCCAGCUAAUGAGAUAUGGAGCAGACCCCUCUGUUGCAGAUGGAGAGGGCUACAGGGCUCUCCACCUUGCUAUUCUCUUUCAACACAUGGCAAUAGCAGCUUAUCUUAUAGCUAAGGGACAGGAAGUUGACGGGCCUGACUGCAAUGGACAAACACCGCUAAUGUUAGCAGCACAGAAGAUUAUCGGGCCUGAACCAACAAACUUUUUAAUCAAAAAUAAUGCCUCUGUGAGCGCUGUGGACAAAGUCAACAGGAACACUCCACUGCACUGUGCUGUGCUGGCAGGAAAUGUAGAUGCUGCCCACAUCCUGCUGGAGGCUGGGGCCAGUGUGGAAGCAGAAAACAUUAACGGUCACACACCCAUCGACUUGGCUCACCAAGUGCACAGCCCGUUGCUCAUGCACAUGCUCAAUCAGGUCAAACGGGAGAGGCUUCGCUCCAACUCUCGCUGCCUGCGAGUCGUGAACAGAUACAGGGUGUUUCUGCAGUUUUUACUCUGCACGGCUUUGUUUGGAGGUGUUGGCGCAAUAGUGGAUAUGAACUCAGAAUCCUGGUUACUCAAAGGGAUCCUGUUGGCCUGUGUGAUAGGUGUGAUUAAUCUGGCUACAAGGAAUUUCCCAGGCCCAGACUUUCAGUCCAACCUACAAGCUUCAAGUCUGAUGGCUUCAAUCUUUUGGAUGCUUGUCACCUGGUGCCUCUGGUUUAUGCCAGAUCAGCCUAGUGCCACAGUACAGGUACUGUUCACUCUGAAUGCCACUGCUUUACUCUACUACUACCUCCGCACCUGCAGGACGGACCCCGGCUUCAUCAGAGCAACUGAAGAGGAGAAGAAAAUGAAUGUGUUGGUGUUGGCUGAAGCCGGCUGUCUGGACCCCAGGAUAUUGUGCACCUCUUGUAUGAUAAAGAAGCCAAUGAGAGCCAAUCACUGCUUCAGCUGCGAUGCCUGUGUGGCCAAGCAGGACCACCACUCCAUCUGGACCAACAGCUGCAUUGGUGCAAGGAACCAUCACUACUUCAUCCUCUUUCUGUUCUCGCUCGUGCUGACGGGAGCCUGGAUGUUGUACGGCUGUGUCAUGUACUGGUCUGCUCAUUGCAUGCUGCGUUACGAGGAGCAGGGCCUGUGGGGUACUUUCUCUGGCCUGGUAGGGUGCUCUCCCUGGCUGCUCUGCAUCUUCAUCCUGGUCGUCUAUCAUACAAGUUGGUCUACUUUGACCCUGCUGCUGCAGCUCUACCAGAUUGCAUUCCUGGGACUGACAACAGUAGAGCGAACAAAUCUAACACAUCGCCAGAGGAAACUCCGGCAACCUGUCUCUCUGAGACAAAAUCCAUUCAAUUUGGGCGUGGUGAGGAACCUGGUGUCAUUCUUCCAGCUCCGCUGUUGUGGACUCUUCAAACCGGUCAUCAUUGACUGGACGCAGCAGUUCCAACCUGGCCACCAGCAUGUGUUCGGACACACCGACAUGGUCUGACCUCCUCCCUCCUCCACGCUCAGGGUCAAGGGUCAGACUCUGGACCAAAAGCACAGACUCCAUUUAUUUAUUGUUUUUUAAUGUGGUGGCUCCUUGUGGAAAGAGACUGCAAUACUCGGAAUUGGGAAAACACAAAGAAACAUGUAGAUAUUUGAUUCAGUUGCUGUUUGUACAGACUGCUGCUGCCUUAUACUUGACCAGUGUAAGUAAAUGGAAAAUAACAGAACCUUUAGAGGCCUAAAUUGUGAUGGAGGUUUUGUCCUGUUUUUAUGAACACAUUAAAAGUAUUUUUACUAUCUGUUCAGAAAAAAGAAUUACCUUUGUAUGUGUGGAAAAAUUGGUUUUAUGACUUUUGUAAAAAUUGCAUGCAUUUAAUACAAAUGACCACUAUAAAACUUCAAUAAAACAAUGUUGUGCCUGUCUU
This is a messenger RNA of Oreochromis aureus, 2455 nucleotides long. RefSeq names its product zinc finger DHHC-type palmitoyltransferase 13 (gene zdhhc13). The coding region runs from base 49 to 2031 and encodes 660 amino acids. Gene Ontology annotation, cellular component: Golgi membrane. Gene Ontology annotation, biological process: protein palmitoylation. The record is from RefSeq and is a predicted model, not a curated record. Gene Ontology annotation, molecular function: palmitoyltransferase activity; protein binding. Lineage: Eukaryota; Metazoa; Chordata; Actinopteri; Cichliformes; Cichlidae. The transcript has 17 exons.